Messenger RNA from Desarmillaria tabescens, 683 nucleotides. RefSeq names its product mitochondrial ribosomal protein subunit S18. The transcript has 2 exons. Bases 19 to 630 code for a protein of 203 amino acids. The record is from RefSeq and is a predicted model, not a curated record. Gene Ontology annotation, cellular component: ribosome; mitochondrial small ribosomal subunit. Gene Ontology annotation, biological process: mitochondrial translation. NCBI's taxonomy places the organism in Eukaryota, Fungi, Basidiomycota, Agaricomycetes, Agaricales, Physalacriaceae. Gene Ontology annotation, molecular function: structural constituent of ribosome.
ACCUAAUCGGGAAUUUUCAUGUUUGCUCUUCGCCGUCUACUACCCCGAGCAGCACUACAGACCCGCUCCGUCGUCGGUGGCGGCGGGGCGCACACUAUCGACUCUGUCAUCGGCGAGCUCAAUGCCGACCUUACCGCCUCCACCGCCGUUUCCAAAUCUGUACCUCCCGCCCCCUCCGCCAUCGACACCAGUCUACCACCCUCCGCCCCUUCUCAUCAAGAAAAACCAGCAACACCUCUCGACCCCGUAGACCGCCGAAACUGGCCCGUCUACCGUCUGCACUGCCAGGCCACCCCCAACAACACCCUCCUCACUUUCACUACCCCAGACGGUUGCGUCAAGGCAUGGGCCUCUGCAGGCUCAUGUGGAUUCAAAAACACCAGGAGAGGGUCACCCGAGGGCGCGUACGCUGCGUCUGUCAAGAUAUUUGAGAAGAUUCUGGCGGUGACGGAGGGUACGGAGUUUUAUGUGCACCUGUUUUUGAAAGGCUUUGGACUGGGGAGGAACACGCUGGUGCAGACGCUGGCGAGCACUGAAGGCGAGUCAGUGAGGAGAAGAAUCUUGUAUAUGACGGAUCGGACUCCGAUAAAAAUUGGAGGAACAAGAGCAAAGAAGAUGAGGCGGAUUUAGGCAAUUCUAUGUCGUAUUCUAUGUUGCAAUGCAGUUUUUUUUACAAGACCAAC